Messenger RNA from Mercenaria mercenaria, 1157 nucleotides. RefSeq lists its product as uncharacterized. The coding region runs from base 143 to 742 and encodes 199 amino acids. NCBI's taxonomy places the organism in Eukaryota, Metazoa, Mollusca, Bivalvia, Venerida, Veneridae. Gene Ontology annotation, molecular function: calcium ion binding. The transcript has 6 exons. The record is from RefSeq and is a predicted model, not a curated record.
UGUUGUUCAAUAUGAAUAUUUAAUUCAUUUAUAAUCACUGAAUCAUGAAAUAUAUUUCAAACCUAUUCAUCAACACGGAAAUAAGAAAGAUCAGUUCAUCACUCUAUUUUCAUUCCUCUAAUUGGAUAUAUCACACAACGAUAUGUUGGAAAGAAGCCUCACAGUUAUAUUGACCAUUGCCAUAUCAGCUCAUGUAUAUGGAGCAAGCAUUGGCACAAGCAAUGGCCAGCAACCUACAACACUUUUAGACAGUGUAAACGGGAUUGUCAAUGAAAUAAAAGCGCAACAAGCUGCUAGCGAUACAGCAAGUACCACACCAGAACCUGCACCGGGUACUCUGAAUGUGUGUGAGAUCCUAUGCCCAAAAUGGUGUCAGAAAGUAGAAGGUUCGGAAAGAAACUUUACAGACUGUCAUUACAAGUGUGGAAAUGUGUGUAAAGAAAAGACAUGGGUUGACAAUCCAUUCAUCGGUAAUACACGCUACGAAGUUGUGCCCAGUGAGUACGAUUUUGCUAUGUAUGACAAAAACCAAGAUAAAAAGAUCUCAGUUGAAGAGUUCGCCAGAGCUGAGGGCAUUCCAGCUGAUGAAGCCAGGGACCUACUUCACUUUUCAGACUUCAACAAGGAUGGAUUCAUAGACAUAGAUGAGUUCCAAGGAGGGCCAAUAGUUUUCACAGUACAAAUGGCGGCAGAACUGAGCUCAAUUUCGAAGAAUGGCAACACAGUAGUAACAUCACCAUAAUAUACAAACACCUCUUGCAUCUAUCUAAAAUUACAAUGAUUUUAACAAAGACGAUAAAGGGGGAGUUAAAUCUUCGGUUUCAAAUUACUGUCUUCAUAGCAGAGAGAAAAUAACAACAACAAAAUGUCAGUUUGUACUUAUCAUUCCUUCUCUAAACUACUCCCCCUUAUACCAGCUUAUGUAGAAUUCUGUUUUAAUAAUAAAGAGUUUUAUUGUCACAAAGUUAUCAAAAUAUUGCAAGUUUACUUACAUUCCAGAAAUACGCGAUUUUUUGUUUUUUUCUUUCAGACUGUAUCUAUUUAUGGUUCUAACGUGUCUGUCUAUUGUUUAAGCCAGGAUGAAUUUUCGCAAACAAAGUAAUAUUAAUAUCUUCUGUUUCAAAAGGGAAAGUAAAUAAAAUUGUGUUUUUUUUCGA